Musa acuminata AAA Group (dessert banana) is the source of this 812-nucleotide messenger RNA. RefSeq lists its product as uncharacterized. The record is from RefSeq and is a predicted model, not a curated record. The transcript has 4 exons. The coding region runs from base 204 to 812 and encodes 202 amino acids. Lineage: Eukaryota; Viridiplantae; Streptophyta; Magnoliopsida; Zingiberales; Musaceae.
UAUCAGCAUCUGGUUGGGCCCAACCAAGUCCAACUAACCCCAAAACGAACAUCGAUUGUAGUCAGUUAUACUGUUAGUUUACGAAUUCAAAUUGGAAAUUCAAAUCCUUCGAUUACGAGCCCGCUCAUAUUCGACGUAUAAAUAGCUACCGCGACGAUUUGGUUACCAUUCCCCUCCGCGGGAGGAACGCGCGCCUCGUGUUGAUGAGGAAGAGAGCGGCAUCAGCAUCGGCGGCAGCCAAAUCUGUGACGAAGGGUAAGUCGACGGGGCACGACGCCUUCAUCACUUCGCCCGAUCCUUCCUCCAAACCCUACCAUUUCGAUCUCCCGUCGUUCCCUACUGCAACUGCCGCCUCCUCCUCCCUAAACACCACCCCUGCCUCCUACUUGCGCCACCCCCCAUCACCUCCCCCUUCCGCCAAGGACAAGACCACCACCCUAGCCACCAUCUCCGAUCUUAAGGCCUUGGCCUCCUCCCGCAUCGACUCCCUCAAGCGACACCUUGACCUAUGUCGCUCCGACAUCCUCAGGGACUUCGACGCUUCCAACACUCGCCUCUCCAAACGCUUCAAGAUCCAAACAAAAGCUUGCCUGCAAUUAACAGAGGAAGCAGAAAAGGACUAUAAGAAGAUUGCUGAUAGGAUUAGUGAACAUACAGAAACAAUAAAGGCCUCAUAUGCAGAAGUUAUCAGCGAAGCUCAUUCCACAGCCUCUCGUGUUUGUAAGGUUUCCAUCCCUGAGCUGAUACAAUCGAUGGAGAAAGCUAUUGAAGGAUUGCGUAGUCGUUAUAAGAUUCCAGCAACUCCAAUUUAA